GACGUCACAGGAAGGGAGGAGGUCCUGCUACUUCCGGAAUCUAAACCGAAAGUCAGAAGUUUGUCCGUUAUACAGAGAGACACGAGCGGAGUGAAGCAGCGGAUAAAGAAAUUAAAGAGGAAGUGUCACAGCUUUAGCGCCCCCAGUGGCUGUGUAGAGCGGUGCAGCGGUGACGUCACAGGAAGGGAGGCGGGUCUCCUGCUACUUCCGGAAUCUAAAGCGAAAGUCAGAAGUUUGUCGGUUAUACAGAGAGACACAAGCGGAGUGAAGCAGCGGAUAAAGACAUGCAGUCCUGCAGCGUCCAUCACUGUGUCCUGUUCUUACUCACACUCACACUCACCACUGAUCCUGGAUCAGCUACUUGUGUCUUUCCUAUAUAUGCGAAGCUCCAUCAGUCUGUGACUCUCCCAUGUGAAGCUCCGUGUUCUGGUCAGGCCAAAUGGAGUUUGGACAGUAAUCGAGACGACGUCUUCGCUCAGUGUGAUCAGACAUCAUGUAGAUCAGUGCAGAAGGGGUUUAACAUGUCUUAUGAUCAGUUUAAGAAGGGAGAUCUCUCUCUCACCAUCACUAAACCUGAUUACAGUAUGAGGAAGUCGUACACGUGUGAGUGUGAUUACUCAGACUACGCUACUGUGAACCUCAGAAUCUUCACCGUGUCCUCAGCAGUUCAGGUGAAGCCUGAAGGAGAUCUGACACUGCAUGUGUCCGUAUCAGAGCCAGUGGAGGUGAUUCAUAAGAGCAGUGACUCAGCUGAUGGUGUACAGAUCUGCACUGUGACUAACAGAACACUACAGUGUAAAUCUGAAUACACACCCAGAACAUCACUUAGUUACCCAGAGCUCACACUGAGAGACGUGAUGCCAUGGGACAGUGGAACUUACACCAUCCGGAACCUGGACUAUAAAGAAGACAUCCGUGUGUACGCCGUCUCUGUGUCAGCCGUGUUCUCAGCAGUUCCAGUGCAGACUGGUGAAGAUCUGAAGCUGGAUGUGUCCGUACCAGAGUCAGUGCUGAAGGUGGAGGUGAUUUAUAGAAGCAGUGUCUCAGCUGUUGAUGUACAGAUCUGCACUGUGACUAACAGAACACUACAGUGUAAAUCUGAAUACACACCCAGAACAUCACUCAGUUACCCAGAGCUCACACUGAGAGGCAUGGGGAGGAGUGAGAGUAGAACUUACACCAUCCGGAACCUGGACUAUAAAGAAGACAUCCGUGUGUACGCCGUCUCUGUGUCAGGUACGCCUCAGUGUGGUGUGUAAUGAAGGGGUUAAACAGGGAAUUAUGGGAAACGUUCUAUACUGUGGUCAGUUGAGUGAACUCUAUAAUUCACACACUCUGGUGUUCAGCCUUCUUAAAACAUUACACAGC
Molecule: messenger RNA, 1368 nt
Organism: Clarias gariepinus (North African catfish)
Lineage: Eukaryota; Metazoa; Chordata; Actinopteri; Siluriformes; Clariidae
Exons: 6
Coding region: 285-1259 (324 amino acids)
Source: RefSeq, a predicted model, not a curated record